Myxozyma melibiosi is the source of this 1596-nucleotide messenger RNA. RefSeq lists its product as uncharacterized. The annotation marks the transcript as partial. The transcript has a single exon. NCBI's taxonomy places the organism in Eukaryota, Fungi, Ascomycota, Lipomycetes, Lipomycetales, Lipomycetaceae. The record is from RefSeq and is a predicted model, not a curated record.
AACAAACCGGCGCUGUGUCGAGUUUCUUGGCAAAGUCGACUCGUACCAUUCACAGCUGUCGGGUCUUAUCUUGCCUGCUUUGGUUUCUACUCGCUAUUCCUGCUCUUUUGCUUGUUCAACUGCUUUUGUUGUUCAUGCAGUGAAUAUCUAUAUAUCUUAUACAUCCUGUAUGCUCUUUGAAAUAUAAAUACUCAGUAGAGAACAACGGUAUAGUCCACAACCGGUACUAUCGGCUACCUGGCCCGCCAUAUCAUCGUCUGCUUCGGCCACUUCACAGGCCACCAGCAUCGUCCUUCCUUCCUCCUCUGCAAUAAUAUUUGAUAGCAAUAAUACUUAUCGUAUGACUGCUUACGACGCAUUUAUCUCACAGUCAUUUUAUUAGAAUUUUACUUGCAGAAUUUCUCACGUCCGAGCUUCUGGUCCCGCCUUUUAUCAAUGCACUUUUGGUCUUGCCCUGCGCGCUGCGCACUGUGCACUUGUCCCUUGAACCGGCUUGCUCUUUCUAUAUCCUCUCUGACUAUUAUCUCUGAAGUACUACUGCCUUGACAGGUAUUUCCUCCAAGAGCAUUAAAACCAUCACCGAUAUCUCGAGAGUAAGUAGAGCACCAAAAACAAUGGGUCGUGCUCAGACUAACCUAUCCAUGUAUCUAAUUGUCAAAAAUCCACAGACCAACCGACCCACAUCCCCACCGCUCAACCAGCUCUGUGCUUUUUUCGUGCUUUUUCACCGGAUGUCUAAGCGUCGUCGUCGUCUGUGUCUGUGUAAAACCAACGAGCACAGGCAGAAUGAAAAUCCUGUUUAGAUAAGCUGGGAAUAAGUGCUUGUUUAGGCGGUUCUGUUCUGCGGGUUGCGGUUUGUUCUGCUGAAGCUGAAGGUGAGGUUGAUGCUCUUGAGAUUGAAAUGAAGGAGUUGUGUGGCAUUAAUGUUGGCUAUUUCCGCUUUCGCAUAUAUUUCCGAUGUCUCGUCUAUCUCUCCAGUUUUCUCUCUCUCCUGCAUACUGAUGACCAUGAAGUAUAGCCUAAUCUUCUCUGUCUACUUUCAAGUUCUGAAAUUUCUGUAUAAUUAUUCAGAGUGCACAGUAGUGAUUUCAAUCUGCUUUAUUCUCUUUUCUAAUUUAUCAGAUGUAACCCAGCAAGACAAAAAAAGACACUUACAAAAAUACGAGACAAGAUCAUAUUUUCUCAUCGAUAAGCUAUCUAUUUCUUUUACGAUAACCAUUAAAAAUUGAUAAAUAAAUAAAUAAUAAAUAAAUAAAAAAAACUGAUAAGAACAAACUUUCAGGGUUCCGCUAUCAAAGUCAAAAGGUAGAUUUACUCUUCCUCGGCCGAGGGUUCUUGCCGGUCAACCCGAUCAGAUGAAGUUAUAACACCGUUUUAUAAUGCUGCUUAUCUGCAAGUUGUCCUGUUUAUUUGAGUGGAUGGGUGUAGAUAGCGUUGGCUACAUUGUAGAUAAGAAGUGCAAAAAAGGCGAUGAUAAGGCUUCACUUAGAAGGGGACGAGAGAUCGCACCAUCGAGUCGUUUACCAUACCAUCGUUUAUUUAGUGGGAUAAGGAUAACGUGCUUCAAGCAAAAGCGGCGCCAUUAUUAAGAUAUAU